Nomia melanderi (Alkali bee) is the source of this 2776-nucleotide messenger RNA. It is a transcript of the gene oys, whose product is annotated as lysophospholipid acyltransferase 6. NCBI's taxonomy places the organism in Eukaryota, Metazoa, Arthropoda, Insecta, Hymenoptera, Halictidae. Gene Ontology annotation, biological process: lipid modification. The record is from RefSeq and is a predicted model, not a curated record. Gene Ontology annotation, molecular function: acyltransferase activity. Gene Ontology annotation, cellular component: membrane.
CCAAAGUAGAGGUAGUGAAGGAUUGUUAAUCAAGAGUUACUAGCAUAAGGAGAGGCAGUUCGACACCUCUGAUCUAAAUUCUAAAUGAUUCACAUGCAUUAUAUUUUCGACAGUGAAGUGUUGAUAAUUUGUUUAAACAUACUACGAGGGAAUGUAUGGGAGAUACAGAAAAAGAGUAAAUAAAAAAGAUAAAGAAAAUAAAUAAUAUUAACAGGAAAAGAUUUUAUACAAAAUAUUCUUUAUAAAUAGUUGCAGCAUGAUUAAACAAAGUGCAAGGCCAAUACUCUAAGGAAACUAGCCAUUUAAUAUUAAUAAUGUUGUUACAAAUUUACGAAAAUCGACGCUCGUAAAUAUUCAUAUAUACGUAAAAACUGGAACAAUUUUAGUCACCAAUACACAUGUGCGACGAAUCCGGGGUGUUGGAAGGAUCAACAGUUCCCAUCACGUGGGAUUGAUCAUGCCACUUGUGGAUACGGCCCUGGGUGCCGGCAGGUUUGUUAGCCGGCGCGGAACGUAGCGGCGCUGCAUUUCAGGAUCCGUCGUCGACGGGGUCAUCGCUGUCGUGGUUGUGUGAAUUCAACGCGUUGUAACAAUCAUUCCCUCGAGGGAGUGAAACCGAGUGGAGCGUAGCGGAUCCGUGUCUUUUCUCGGCGGUACGUUUAUGCUGUGCGACCGAGUCACGGGAAACGUUACGGUGGUGUGCGCACAACCGCGUGUCCAAUUUAUUCGAUUCUCUGAUCGUUGACAAUGACCGUGCCGAUGGAGAAUUACUAUGAAGGUUCCCAUAUCUUUUCCUGGCUCGCGGACUUCGUCAACAUGCCGAUCGACCAGGUGAAUUUCGUGGUGUCACAGUUCGUGGCAUUCAUGUUGGCUGGUAUUAUGAGAAAGUAUCUUAACCCAACCGCAGUCACAGCAGCCACCAGACAUGUAUUCGCCCUCAUUAUCGGUCUUGGGCUUGGGUACUUCAGUUUCGGCAGGCAGACGAUACAUAUUGCAGGUCUCCCGGCAUUAUGUUAUGUAAUAAUGCGCACAAUAAAUCCACGUAAUAUACAAAGGGGUGUACUAACAGCCGCGCUGUUCUAUUUGUCUUGUGUGCAUUACCAUCGGAUGAUGUACAAUUAUGGCUCGUACACUCUUGAUGUCACUGGACCGCUGAUGGUGAUAACGCAGAAAGUAACCAGCCUCGCAUACAGCAUACACGACGGAUUAUUUGUACGUGAGGAAGAGCUCACGCCACUGCAACGUAGUCAAGCCAUCAAAAAGAUGCCCACCACUUUGGAGUACUUUAGCUACGUCUUCCAUUUUCAAGCUCUGAUGGCCGGCCCAGUGAUACUGUACCGCGAUUACAUCGAUUUCAUUCAGGGGCACAGCUUGGCCGGCCGGAAACCUUUGACGGGGUGCGAUAAGAAUUCCGGCCAUUAUAGUGAAAUUGUCCUGGAACCGUCGCCGCGUUUGGUCGUAAUAAAGAAAUUGAUCGUGAGUUUGUUGUGCGCCGCUAUGUUCGUGACUUUCAUUCCGAAAUACCCAAUCCAGAAGUUGAAAGACGAGGACUUUCUGCACAACACGAAUGUGUUCCAGAAAAUGUGGUAUCUGAUGAUCGCGACCAUGCUGGUGCGAUUCAAGUAUUACCACGCGUGGAUCUUCGCCGACGCGAUUUGUAAUAAUUCUGGCCUCGGAUAUAACGGGGUGGAUGAGAAAGGACAGCACAAAUGGGAUUUGUAUUCGAACGUGGAUGUUUAUGGUUUUGAGAUGUCUCUGAGUCUGAGGGACAGCAUUGAACACUGGAACAAAGGAACCAAUAGUUGGCUUAGAUUUAUUGUUUAUGAAAGAGUCAAACAUAGUAAACUUGUGCUCACGUACGCUCUCUCUGCCUUGUGGCACGGGUUUUAUCCCGGCUACUAUUUGACAUUUGCGAAUGGAGCCUUUUUCACUGUGGUAUCACGCAUAGGGCGUCGUAAUAUUCGACCACAUUUCUUGGGGUCCAAACGUAAACAGUUCCUCUACGAUGCGCUUACGUUCAUAGCAACGCGGAUCUUAAUGGCCUACAUUACAUUCAGCUUUAUACUCUUGGAAUUCGUACCAAGUAUUCGAAUGUACCUGUAUUUAUACCUGAUUGUACAUAUAGGAGGUCUUGCUAUAAUAAUCAUUGCACCUCGUCUUCCGAAGGUUCCAUCGCAUAAGACGUUAGCCGACAAAGCGGUCAACGUUUCUCAGGAAUUAACUAAUGGAACUUUGCACAAAUCCAAGUGAACAGCAUUUUCGAUGCUAUCGAAAAUCGGUGGUCGCAAAAGAAACAUAUUUUUUAUAAAUGUUUUAACAUACACAUGUACACGUAUGUGUGAAUAUAUACAUACGUACAAUAUAUUUAUUGUUAUAACGUGUUACUGGUACAAAGUCUAUGUCGUCGAGAGUGUAAAGAGUCUAAUUGCUUUAUAUAAUGUGAGUGAGUAUAUCUUAUAUUCGAGAGUCUUGUGUAUAUGUUGAGCAGUUGUUCAAGCAUUCAAGACACCAGUGGUAAUGUUGCAUGUUUUUAUUAUUCGAACGAACACGCGAUAGUCUUGUUUAAUAUUCUUCGCGUUCCUUUCCCCGUUUAUUUUUCCCAUUUGCAAUGUUAAACUAAGAUUGUAGUUAAUAAAUUGUAACACUUAUGUAGGACGCGUUGCGCAAAUUUUAAUUCAAAGAGAUAUACACGCGAUUUUACAGUUUUAUACUUUUAGUAAGCGCAAUAAUACUACUAUUAAUUUUAAAUAAAUCUGAAUAUUUAUUUAUUAAAAUA